Cajanus cajan (pigeon pea) is the source of this 1724-nucleotide messenger RNA. RefSeq lists its product as uncharacterized. The record is from RefSeq and is a predicted model, not a curated record. NCBI's taxonomy places the organism in Eukaryota, Viridiplantae, Streptophyta, Magnoliopsida, Fabales, Fabaceae.
AAGAUAUCCUCUUUAUAUAUUAAUAUAGACAAGAUAAUAUUCUUUCAGGAAAAAAUACAUUAAAUAAUAACCGAUGAUAAAUAACUUCAUGCAAAAAAUGUAAAAGAUGUCGUUAUUCGUUUCGUGCAAUGUAAAACGAUUUUAAAUAAUCUCCCUCUUUUUUCGAGAUUGCUACUAAAUUUAAACAAAUAACAGUCGCAUUGAUUACAAGUUAAGAGAGGCAUGUUGGACCUUGUAUAUAGUUUCAGAUUCAGGUUUAGAUGUCAAUCACUGAUUUGGAAAACUCCAUUGAACGGUUAUUAUGGGAUUCAGAAGCAAGGGAGGUCCACGAACCUUGUCAUGCAAAUCUCAAGCAAAAAAAAAAAACAAGAAGAAAUUUUUUUUAAAAUAUUUUUAUCAUUCAUAUCCCAUGUUUCAUUUCAUUUUAAUGCCUUAUACGUACACAUGCAGAUUGCUUCGCUGUGUCUCCUCAGUAUUCAUAUUCGCAGUGGCAGGGAAAUACAUUACCAUCAAUGAUUUGCUGAGGAUCAACCCUUGUUACUUAUCCAAAAAGAGAAAAGAAAAAUAUGUGGGGUGCUAAGAAGAGUGAUAAUUAUAAGGGUGAGUGAGCAUAUAUGGAGUUUCCAGAGAGAGGAGAUUUAAGAAGAAUGCAGAGAGAGCAAGAGAGGGAGAGGAGGCGCAUCCGUGACAGGCAGAGGAGACAAUCAAUGACUCAAGAACAAAGGGAAAGACAUCUUGCAAGACGCCGCAGAAACUAUCAGCUAAGAAGACAGAGAGCUGCAAAUGCUCAUGCUCCAUAUACUCCUUUUCCACAUCUUCAACCUCUAGAAUCAAGUGCAGGUGAAGCUAGUACUAGUGAUGAGUUUCAAGGUGUCACUUCUACCUUUCUAGACUAUGGAGUCCUCUCCCAAGGCAUUGUUUUCCCUCAUCAUGGCCUCAACCAAGGACAAGAAACAUUAAAUUUUGGAGCCAAAGUUGGUGAAGUAGGAUCAUCAGUUCCCUUGGAAACUCUAGUUUAUAAACCAGCAAAUUCAACGCGGAGGAUGCGUCUGAAUCAUAUUAAAUGUCUUGCGAGAAGCCUGACACAUUCGAUAGUUGACCCUGCUGGUACUCACCAGGUUGCAGCAGAGUUGAUAGCUAAGGAACAACAAGAUGUCUCAAUUGGUAAUUUUGGUAGCACAACAAAAUCAUUGCGUUUGAAUUGUGUGAAACGCCUUGCCAGAUCAAAAACUUCUCCCAUAGAGAGUGCAGGUCAAAAGGACCUUAAAUUGCAACCAGAAGAGAUUCAAUUACUAGGAAAUGAGAGCUUCAUAGCCUCUAGCUAACUUUCUGAGAUAAAAGCAAAUAGUGAACUCAAAGGUAAAAGUUUAUCAUUUCCUUUGAGGAGAGAAUGCGGUAGCAAUUCUCAGUUGACACUAACAUAUUCUUAUUUAAUAAAUCAUACACACAAAGUUGACAUUGGAAGGAAUUGACUGCAGCAUGGUGGAGAGAAUAGUGAUAAUCAACGUCAUUCUUUUAUAUUUUAUUGGUCUAGCUGGUAGAUGGUGAUAGAUCUUGGUAGACUGAUUUUUUCUUUUUCUUUACAUGUUAGUAUAAUAUUGGAUAAGUAUAUGAUGAAUUGCUUUCUUUGUAUUUUCUUUUUACUUUUCCUUUUUCAUAAAGUUGAGAUUGAUUCGAAUUCUCGUGUUCACGGUGAAGAAUUUCACCAAUUGAACAAAUUAACA